CCGCGGCCCCUUCCUCCCGCAGCCGGUGCUGUGGGGCGGCGGAGCUGAGCGUCGCUGUCUCUAUGGCCCCGGAUCCCAACGCAAAGAAAAGCGACCUCAGAGAACCAGACUAGCCCUGCUGCCGGGGGCAGGGCCACCCCACCAGGAGCCUGCAGCCCCCGAGUGACUCCACGGCUCCCUGUCCCCAUGGAGUCUGCCUUCCAUCCCUCGCUGUGACCUCUCCGCUGGGAUUCCAUGGCCACACAACCCUGUGACUCCAUGUCCCCCCCAUUCCAGGACCCCCCCUGGCCCCAUGACUCCCUGACCCCCAUGGCCUCAUGACCCCUGACUUCCCACCUGGGCUCCCUGCACUUUGACGCUUGUGACUGUUCUUCCCUUCACCCACCCACCCCCCGCGACUUUGGCCCCGGCUCCCCUUGGGGGUCCUGCUGGUCUGGGCCUCCCCAGGAAGAUGUUGGGGAGGCUCUGGCCCACCCUUCUGAGCUUCCUCCUAGCAACCGCAGUCCCUGGAUUCUCAGUGCGACGUCCAUCCAGAGAGCUGGAUGCCACCCCUCGGACCACCAUCCCCUAUGAAGAGCUCUCUGGGACCCGGCACUUCAAGGGCCAAGCCCAGAACUACUCAACGCUGCUAUUGGAGGAGGCCUCAGGGAGGCUGCUGGUGGGAGCCCGAGGCGCCCUGUUCUCUCUCAGCGCCCGGGACAUAGGAGAUGGUGCUCACAAAGAGAUCCGCUGGGAGGCCUCCCCAGAGAUGCAAAGCAAAUGCCAUCAGAAAGGGAAAAACAACCAGACAGAGUGCUUCAACCAUGUGCGAUUCCUACAGCGGCUCAAUGCCACCCACCUCUAUGCAUGUGGGACCCACGCCUUCCAGCCCCUCUGUGCAGCCAUUGAUGCUGAGGCCUUCACCUUGCCAACCAGUUUCGAGGAGGGGAAGGAGAAGUGUCCUUAUGACCCAGCCCGUGGCUUCACAGGCCUUGUCAUCGACGGAGGCCUCUACACAGCCACGCGAUACGAAUUCCGGAGCAUCCCUGACAUCCGCCGGAGCCGCCACCCGCACUCUCUGAGAACCGAGGAGGCACCGAUGCACUGGCUCAAUGAUGCUGAGUUUGUGUUCUCCGUCCUGGUGCGGGAGAGCGAGGCCAGCGCCGUGGGCGACGACGACAAGGUUUACUACUUCUUCACGGAGCGCACUGCCGAGGAGGGCUCCAGCAGCUUCCCUCAGAGCCGCAGCAACCACCGCGUGGCCCGCGUGGCCCGGGUGUGCAAGGGAGACCUGGGCGGGAAGAAGAUCCUGCAGAAGAAGUGGACGACCUUCCUGAAGGCUCGCCUCAUCUGCCACAUCCCCCAGUAUGAGACUCUGCGUGCAGUCUGCAGCCUGGACGCGGAGGCCUCAGCGCGCACGCACUUCUACGCGGCCUUCACGCUGACCACACAGUGGAAGACCCUGGAGGCCUCAGCCAUCUGCCGCUAUGACCUGGCCGAGAUGCAGGCCGUCUUCGCAGGCCCUUACAUGGAGUACCAGGAUGGUGCCCGGCGCUGGGGCCGCUACGAGGGUGGAGUGCCUGAGCCCCGGCCUGGCUCAUGCAUCACAGACUCCUUGCGCAGCAGAGGCUACAACUCGUCCCAAGACCUGCCGUCCCUGGUCCUGGACUUCGUGAAGCUGCACCCGCUGAUGGCUCGGCCCGUGGUGCCUACACGCGGACGGCCACUGCUGCUCAAGCGCAACGUGCGCUACACACACCUCACCGGGACAGCCGUCACCACGCCGGCGGGACCCACCUAUGACCUGCUGUUUCUGGGCACAGCUGAUGGCUGGAUCCAUAAGGCCGUGGUCCUGGGCUCUGGGAUGCACAUAAUUGAGGAGACCCAAGUGUUCAGCGAGCCCCAGUCUGUGGAGAACCUGGUCAUCUCUCCAGUGCAGCACAGCCUCUAUGUGGGGGCCCCUGGCGGAGUCAUCCAGCUACCGCUGUCCAGCUGCUCCCGCUACCGUACCUGCUAUGACUGCAUCCUGGCCCGGGACCCCUACUGUGGCUGGGACCCCAGUACCCAUGCCUGCAAGGCAGCCACCACCACAGCCAACAGGACAGCACUGAUACAGGACAUGGAGAGGGGAAACCGAGGAUGCGAGGGCAGCAGGGAAACAGGGCCGCCACCACCACUGAAGAUCCGCUCUGUGCUCCGCGGCGAUGACGUCCUCCUGCCGUGUGACCAGCCGUCCAACCUGGCCCGGGCCCUGUGGCUACUCAAUGGGAGCAAGGGCCUGAGCGACGGGCAGCAUGGCUACCGCGUGGGGGUGGACGGGCUGCUGGUGACAGACACCCAGCCGGAGCACAGCGGCAACUACGGCUGCUACGCCGAGGAGAACGGCCUGCGCACGCUGCUGGCCUCCUACAGCCUCACGGUGCGGCCCGCCACGCCUGCCCCAGCUCCACAAGCUCCCGUCACGUCUAGGGCACAGCUGGCGCCCGACGUCAGGCUGCUCUACGUGCUGGCCAUUGCCACACUUGGUAGCCUCUGCCUUAUCCUGGCCUUCUCCCUCCUCUACGUGGCCUGUUUGCGGGGAGGCAGAGGAGGGCGCCGACGGAAGUACUCGCUGGGCCGGGCUGGCCGGGCAGGGGGCUCUGCUGUGCAGCUGCAGACGGUCUCAGGCCAGUGUCCUGGAGAGGAAGACGAGUGUGAUGAUGGGGAGGGGGCCGGGGGCCUGGAGGGUGGCUGCCUUCAGAUCAUCCCCGGAGAAGGAGCCCCGGCACCACCGCCCCCACCCCCUCCUCCGCCUCCAGCUGAGCUGACCAACGGGCUGGUGGCGCUGCCCAGCAGGCUGCGGAGGAUGAACGGCAACAGCUACGUGCUCCUGAGGCAGAGCAACAAUGGCGUGCCUGCGGGGCCCUGCUCCUUUGCCGAGGAACUCAGCCGCAUCCUGGAGAAGCGGAAGCACACGCAGCUCAUAGAGCAGCUGGACGAGAGCUCUGUCUGAGCCCAGCCUCUUCCAAGCCAGCCUGUCUGCCCUGGGCUGGGCUGCUGCCUCCCUAACACCCUGCCUCCACGCCCCCGCAACUCGCCCUGCUCCCAACUUUUUACUGUCUCUGUAGGGCUGGUCAGUCACGCCCAGCCAAAGCCCCCUCUUCAGUCUCCAAGACCCACACGUGAGCAGCCCAGGCCCACCGGUGCUCCUCAGAGGUAGGUGCUCCCUUGGGACCAGGUGCUCUGUAGACCCAGACCCUUAACCCUAAACACUCAGGAGGAGAGGGCUCCUCCUCCGGUCCCAUUCGUCUGCCCAAGCCCUUCCUCUUUCUCCCAGGCAGGGCUCUGCAGGUCCAGAUGGCCUCAAUGUCACCACCCUCUGCAUGGCCGAGGCCAGACAAGACCUCUGCAGCCAGCCGAGCCCUGCGUACUCACACGCACACACGGAAGAAUGUUUAUCAGCUGGGCUGCAGGGCCCAUCCCCACCCCCACCUUCUGGUGGAUUCUUGUGUUUCAUCCCUUCUAGAGUUGCAUACCUUCCCAAUUACCACGCCCUCUUCCCCAGGCCCCGCCCCGCGUGGCGACCUCUUUGGUUAGAGCUUGGGAACAGGCCAGCCGAGGGAGGUUAAGACUGCAUCCAUCCCUCCUCGCCCCUUCCCGUGCCCUUGUGAGUCAGCCCCACUCCUCUCGGUCCCUCUCGAGUGACAGAGCUCCAGGCGUGUCCCUUCCGCACGCACAUGUGGUAACAUGCACCUUAUCACAUGUGCUCUCACUUCACCCACACGCACCUUCUGAGCCUCCCCUUGCCGCCUCGGACCUGUGUCUGUCGGGUUUGGUCCGUGGACAUUUCUGAGGAGCCCCUUCCCUGGGACGGGUGACCAACACUGCACUCAAUGAGCCAGCCUCCCCUUUGGGGGACCAAGCAUUUCUUCCCCAGGACCAGAGCAGUGGAGGAGAUCGGAUGUCUCACCUGGCACAUGAAGCCCGUUCUUGGAACUAUGCAAAGGGCAGAGGCUGGGAGUUUGGAUGCUUGGCUCCCACCCCUGUCCUACCUCACCCGGGCACUUUCAGGGUCCAGGGGCCUCUGCAGUCUCCAGGCCCGUAAGGGACAAUCAAUCCUGACUGAGCUCCCCCAUCCCCCUUGGGUGAGGAUGACUGUUAUUUUUGUAGCUGAGAACGUGGAAUCCCACGGGUUUUUACUGCCCUUCACCCACCCUCCCACCUCCACCCCACAAUGAAUGUAUUUAUUGUGAGAACGGCUACACUUCUUUAGGAAUGCCCCCACUCACCACCCAGGUGGGCGGAACAGGCAUGUGACAGAGUGGGGAGCCUGGGCUCAGCUGCUCCCCGUUGGUUAAUAAAGACCCUUUCCCCACA
Messenger RNA from Lepus europaeus (European hare), 4335 nucleotides. RefSeq names its product semaphorin 4G (gene SEMA4G). NCBI's taxonomy places the organism in Eukaryota, Metazoa, Chordata, Mammalia, Lagomorpha, Leporidae. The coding region runs from base 452 to 2971 and encodes 839 amino acids. Gene Ontology annotation, molecular function: semaphorin receptor binding; chemorepellent activity. The transcript has 15 exons. The record is from RefSeq and is a predicted model, not a curated record. Gene Ontology annotation, biological process: neural crest cell migration; negative regulation of axon extension involved in axon guidance; semaphorin-plexin signaling pathway.